AUGGGACCCUGGGAUGGGGGACAGGACCCUGGGAUAAGGCGGGGGCCUCAGGAUUGGGGAUGGGACCCUGGGAUCAGGGAUGGGACCCCAGAUCUGGGAUGGACACCCCAGGAUUGGGGACGGGACCCUGGGACUGGGGACGGGACCCCCAGCAGGGUGGGACCCAAGGACCGGGGUUGGGACCCCGGGAUCAGCACCCCUGGGAUCAGAGCUGGGCACCCCAGAGCCACUGGUCCCUUCACCCAGGGGACACCGGGGG
This is a messenger RNA of Pterocles gutturalis (yellow-throated sandgrouse), 259 nucleotides long. RefSeq lists its product as uncharacterized. NCBI's taxonomy places the organism in Eukaryota, Metazoa, Chordata, Aves, Pterocliformes, Pteroclidae. The transcript has a single exon. The annotation marks the transcript as partial. The record is from RefSeq and is a predicted model, not a curated record.